Molecule: messenger RNA, 4107 nt
Organism: Trichobilharzia szidati
Lineage: Eukaryota; Metazoa; Platyhelminthes; Trematoda; Strigeidida; Schistosomatidae
Source: the annotation of a GenBank genome assembly
UUACUGCAGAAAUUAUUUCCUUACUACUGUUGUCGUGGUUAUGGAUCUUUUAACAUAGUGGAGUUAAAUUUUUAUACACAACGAUAGGAUAUUCCAUUUGUUGUCUACAGGUAUACACGUCGAAGCCGUCUAUCACUGAACUGAACCAUGUCAGAUUGAAUAUUCCUCUAUAAUGCCAUCAUCUUAUCAUCACUGCUGAAUACGGAUUGUAUACAAAUUUUUUGAUCUGAAUACAUUUCAAUGAAUGGAAUUAAAGUGAAUGUAAAUAAUCAGAAUGGUGGUCAACACGAUGACUAUAUGAGUAUAUUGAGCAAUAAUAAUUAUCUAUUGGAUUUUGAGCAUAUUUCUAACGAUGUCUUUGAAGCCAACAUUAAACCAUGCUUAAAACAACUACGAUGUGUUAUCAAUGAAUUAAUCGAUAGUGAAUCAGUCUAUGUAAAGAGUUUAUGUGAUAUUGAAGAGGGUUAUUUAUUACGCUUAAAAGGGAAUGAAAUUGGUGUGAAUUCACAACUGUUAGACGUUCUCUUUUACAAAAUUCCAGAUUUACGAGUUUUUCAUGCACAACUUCAUACUGAUCUCCAGUUGAGUCGUGAUAAUCUUAUACAACUUGGACAAGUAUUCUUGGAUAAUGCAAAACAAUUUGAAGAGCUUUAUGUUGAAUUCUGUUUAAAUUAUCCAAAAAGUAUUCAUUUAUUAGAAGAGGAACAGAAAUCUCGUACAGAAGUAUGGACAUACCUUAUCAAUUGUCAGUUGGAAUUACAACAUCAACUUCCAUUGGCUACUUAUUUACUAAAGCCAGUCCAGCGUGUACUGAAAUAUCAACUACUUUUACAGGAAUGCCUACGACAUUUGAAUCAGUUAGUUACAGAGCUGUCAAAACAUCACUCAUCAGGGGAGAAAGCUUCUGCGUUAAACAAAACUCGAUGCAAUCUAGAGUCUAGUAGUGAGAAUACUAACAACAACAAUAAUGGCUGUAAUAACAGUGAUGAUGUCGAUUAUUUGGAUUUUCUCAAUGAAUCUGUCUUUACAUUGCGACAAGCGUUAGAACGUAUGAUUCAAGUUGCUGAUCAUAUCAAUGAACGUAAACGUUAUCGUGAAUUUUUAGAUCAGUUGCGUUCAACUCGAUUGGAUGUAGAUAAUUGGGGUGAUAUCGUACUGUGUGAUUAUUUUCGUAUACCGGGUAAAAAAGAUCUACGCUUAGUUCUACUGUUCCAGUGUGCUCUAAUUCUAUGUAAAUAUACACAACCUAGUGGUAACAUACACGUAUCAAGUACUCAAUCACUAUCUGUAAAUGAUAACUGGAUCAGUAAUACAAUGACAACCACCACCACCACAACAACAACAGCUACAAUGACCACCUCAACAGGACCACGUAAUAGUUUAGAUCGUGUAGGACCAGGAAAUUCAAGUCUCUGGAAUUUGAAUGUUAGAUCCAUUGAAAUACGUGAAGUAAUCAGUUGUGCCAAUUUAAUGUUAGUUGAAUGCAUUGAUAAAGAUCCACUGGCCUUCCACAUACUACCAUUCGAUAAUCCUAAAGCUCAGCGUACUUUACAAGCAAUCAGUCUGGAGACUAAACGUUUAUGGUGUCGUGAAAUAAAACGAUUAAUCUUAGAGAAUUAUGAUGCUGCUAUACCAGAAAGAGCUAAACAAAUAGUUUUAAAUAUGGCUGAAUUAACUUAUGGCCCGCCUAUUAAAGAUAUUUCUGAUCUACCAAUGAGUUUAACUAAUUUACAAAAAGUUGGAACGUUUUAUGCUGGUCAACAACGAAAUGGUUUGAUGAUGAAUGAAGAACGGUCAGCAAGUGGUCGAGUUCAUCGUAAAAGUGAUACAGCUCUUCCACGUCUCCGACGUCUUGUCAAUCGAUCAAUCAGUAGCACUAAUGCUCCACUUGCUUCCAAUUUCAUUCGCACACCGAAUCCAUCAUUAGAUGAGGAUACUGUGGAAGCGAGAAUACCUUCUGUGACAAAUAGAUGUAUGUUGAAUGGUAACAGUAAGCAUAACAGCAGAGACUCCUUAUCUUUUGAUAAUGGUAAUAAUUCUACUGAGAGACAUCUUGAUUCUUUACUGCAUGAAGCAUGGGAAGAAAUUUGGGCUAAACAUCAUUCCCCUGUUAAGCCAAAUGGGAGCAUAUCCACAAGUGGUGCUGGUGUUGUUGUAUCUCCUGCUGUUAAUGGUCAGUUAAAUCCCCUGAGAAAUACUCAUCAUCACAAUAGUAAAGGAGGAGGGGAGAAGGCAGAAGAUGAUAGUCGUUGUUUACCUGGUGGUGAUGAUGGUACAUUGACAACGAAUACUACUACUGUCAAUGAGGCAGAUUUUCGAUGUAUAGCUGUAGAGAUUAAUGAAGAACGAUUUGGUCUUUCAUCACCAUCAUCAACACAGUCGAUAACUUCAAAUUGUACAGUCAGUGAAACACGAAAGUGUUCAGUGCCUUCGUUAUCAAAAUUAAGCAAUACUUCUUCUACAAAUCAUUUUAUAAAUCAUUCAGAUAACUCCAAAUUCUCAGUUCCAACUUCCCCUUCAUCACAGCCUUUAUCGCAUUGUUCUUCCUCUCCAUCCUUUCCUGUUUGUCACAAAUCAUCACUGACCAGUAACUCAAUACAAACUAGCAAUGGGAUAACUCCAUCAGUGUAUAUCGAUUGUCCAAACGCCUCAAGUUAUGAUGUGAUUACAUUCGGUCGAACAUAUGAACAGUAUAUAGCUAAAGCUCGAGCUAUGGUUGCUUUAUCUCCUCGAGAUUUAGAUGAAAUCUUUAGUCCACUACGGGAAUUAGCCUGUAUCGUUGAUAGUGAAAAUAAUCUCUCACCUACUACUGGUAGGCAUCAUUGUCCCCUGAAUGAUGAAAUAGCUUUAGAUGAUGUUAGAAAUACACUGGCUCAUCAUCGAUGUGCAACUGUCCCGUUAACAAUGACGACAAAUCUCAGUCAUACCAAGCAGCGGUGUGCUACAUCGACAAGUAUUACAAAAAAUUUGAGUAGAUUAACUCAAGGAUUAAAAAUCUCUUUAACUGAUUUGUCAUCUCAUGCUGAACAUGCUGAAAAUGAUACACUGAGUGAUGGUGAUCGUAGUAAUGGUCAUUGUUCAUCUGGUGGGAGUUCACCACGACAUAUUGUCAGUCGUAUUGCUGUAACGCAUAACCGAAACACUUUCAGUAAUGAUUUAAUCACAAAAACUAUCACUGUGAUACCAAACAGCAUUCCAGAUCCUUCAUUUCGUACAACAGCGACAACAACAACAACAAUACAAUUUCACACCAGCGGUGAUUCGAAAAACAACUUUAAUACAGUCAGUGAUGCGCAUAAUGGACGAAGAUGUUCAAGACAAGGAUCAUUUGAAAGAGCUGACAGUUGUCACAAUGGUACUAAAUCUUCUUCAGGUUCACCAAAACAACUUAAACCACAAUUAAUAGGCAUUAAUAAUGGUCUGUCGAAUAAAUCAAGUGUCUCUAAACCGCCUAGAUUAACCAAUCAUCAUAGUACACUGACAUCUGUUGGAAAUCCAGUUAAAGCUACUUAUAACAAUUCAGUAGACAGAAAGCAAACUACGCAUGACUCUUCUUGUUCAACACCUACUUCACCUAUAGUAUACGAUCUAAACGGUAGACGUAGCCGUCGAAAAUCACGUGCACCUGCUCCACCAAUCCCCCUGGGAGAUACUCGUCCUCCUCUUCCUCAUCCGCCUCUUAAAGCGCCAUUAGCAGUUUUAGAAGGAGGUGAUGAUGUAUGUGUAGAGCCUGUAUGUAGCGGUCAUGUAAAAGCUGUGAUAUCAUCACUUUCAGAAAUAUCAACUAAACCUAAUGGUCUUUUCAAAGCAAAUUCUCUGCACUUAAAAGACAGGACUACUACUGCUUCUACUGAUGAUGACAAUAACACUAACAAAGGGAAACCAAUUAAACCACCUCGACGACUUAACAGUACAUCAUCUUCCAGUGACAUUCCUCGUACAUUUAUCAAAGAGAAAACUGCUCCGAGUAGAAAUUAUUCACCAACACUGAGAAGCCUUCAUAAUCCUUCUUUAAGCCAUAACAAGACGACUGCUACUUCUCAUGAUGUUGCAAACCAACGUUUAGGCAUUGUAAAGAAUAUGAUCAAUAAAUUCCAGCAACCAUAA